Messenger RNA from Sclerotinia sclerotiorum 1980 UF-70, 897 nucleotides. RefSeq lists its product as hypothetical. NCBI's taxonomy places the organism in Eukaryota, Fungi, Ascomycota, Leotiomycetes, Helotiales, Sclerotiniaceae. The coding region runs from base 1 to 897 and encodes 298 amino acids. The record is from RefSeq and is a predicted model, not a curated record. The transcript is spliced from 4 exons.
AUGGCUUUCUCGUCACCUGAUCCCCGGAAUACCCAACAAGUUCCUUUUCCACAAGCUAAGGAUCGAAAACGUAAACGAGCACAAGAAGACGAAGGCGGCUCCCCUUUCAUCAUCGCUCCAUUUCAAACAGGGCCACGAACAUCCUGCUCAGAAUAUUCUGUCAAAGAUAAUCUUACAAUCCUCGAAAACACAGCGGUCGAUAUUGACCAAAAAGAUCUGGAUCCACUUGAAUACUGGAGAAGGCAAUUCUGGUUCGGGCGAUCUGCAUUUACGAGCGAUCAAUUGGCAAAGCUUGAACCUUUUGUUGGUGGAAUCAUGGAUAAGUGUACCUCUUAUUUCAUGGGUACUUGGCGGAUAUACUUUCCGUUCCUUACAUCGGAGGUGAACAUCGCAGAUCUCGACGUUGCCGAUCGACAAAAUGCUCACAGCAUGACACUUGCAGUGAGAGCUGUAGUGGAACUCUUCAGACUUGUAAAACGAGAAAAGGAGCUUCAUCGAGAGAUACUAGCGUUUUCAAUGUCGAUUGACCAUCGAAAUGUAAGUAUUUAUGGUCAUUAUCCCGUGAUCGAUGGAAGGAAUACUACUUUCUAUCGCCAUAUGAUUCGCAGUUUCGAUUUUACAGAUCUGGAUGGUAAAGACAAAUGGGCAGCAUAUAGAUUUACGAAAAAUGUUCACGAUAUCUGGAUGCCGAUCCAGCUGGAAAGAAUUCGUUCUGCUGUCGAUAAUUUACCUUCUGAUCUGAAUUUCGAGGUUUCGCAGCAAUCUGAACAAUCUGAACUAGAGGAAUCUGAACUUUCAUAUAGAAAAUUGACGAGGGGUCUCCAAGAAGCCAAGUUAAACAGGUUGACCAUAGAUAGUCUCAUCAGGAAGAAUUUGAAAAUAUCUUCGGAUGAUUAA